AUGAUCAAAUUAGAGGAAAAGGCUUCCAAAAUUCUGUGCUCCCAACACCAGAAGAGCAUUCAAUAUGUAACUCUAAGCAAAUCCUCUAACAGCAAGUUACUCUGCUAAAAAUGCCCUUAAAACAACAAGAUUGCAAUCAACAAAGCCUCUGAAUUGCUCAUGGAUAUAAAUUAAGAUCAUCCAUUAAAUUAUCAUAUAAAAGAACUACAAAAACAAUAUGAAAGCUUGAGGAAGGAAAUCAAAUUAAAGGUAGACGAAUUACUUGAUGAUACUGAAGAUUGUCUCAACAGCUUGAUAAAUCAUAAAUUAAAUGACAAAUAAAUUUAACAUUAUCUCUAUGACGAUAAAUUAAAUGAAUAGGAUUUCGAGAAAUUACAAGAGAUAUUAAGCAAGUACUAUGAUUUUGAAUAAGACAAUCAAAUUGUUGCCAAAAUCCCCUCUAAUGAUAUGCAUAAUAUUUACUAAGUUUAAUAAAAGUGUUAGAAGAUAGCUUCAAUCAUCAAAGCCUUUUACAAAUCUUAAUAUCACCAGAGACUUGGAACUCAACAGAGCCAAGAGAACUUACUCAGCUAAGUGUCUCUAAAGAAGAAUACUAAGCCAGAAAAACUGCCUGAAAAAGAUAAAAGUGAAGAUGCAAAAAGCAAAGGGUUAUAUACAAUAAAAGAAGAAAUAACCACUAGUUCAGUAUGUCAUUGCAUUGAUUUAAAUAAAACUGCUACUCUAAUAGUCUGUGGUUUGUAAGGAAAUAACAAUGAAGAUAAUCUAGUUUUGCUUCAAAAGCAAGAAGAAGGAUUCAAAGAAUUUUAGACUUUAGUGGGUCAUGUGGGUGCAAUAAAUGCAGUCUGUUUUGGAAAAAUUAAUAAUACUAUAUUUUCAGCAGGUGAUGAUAAAACUAUCAGGAUUUGGAAUGAAUAUUUAUAAAGUAAAGAAAAUAAGUUGUAUAAUUGUAAAUAAAUUAUAAAUGAAGCUCAUAAUAUGGAAAUUCAUUGUUUAUGCAUAAAUUAGUUAAAUAAUUUAUUGGCUUCUGGUUGUCAAGAAGGAAAUAUCAAAAUUUGGAUAGAGGCUGAUGAGAAAUGGAUUAAUUCAUAAGUCUUGAUCUAACAUAGUUAAUGGGUAAAAUCAUUAAGUUUUAAUUAUGAUUCUACUUUCCUAAUUUCUGGAAGUGGGGAUAAAUCAAUUUGUGUUUGGUAUUUGAAUGAAGAUUGGGAACAUUUUCAAACUUUAGAAGAACAUACAAGUUUAGUGAAUUGUGUCAAUUUUGCAUAGAAUGAAAACACUUUUGUUAGUGGCUCAGAAGAUGAAACUAUCAAAGUUUGGAAUCAACAAUCAAAUGACCCAAACGGGAAGUUCACAUGUAUAUAAUAACUCGAAGGAGGAUACUAUAUUCGAUCAGUUUGUUUCAAUUACAAUUCUUUACUUUUAGUGUCUGGAUCCUAUAGUAAUAUCAAGGUUUGGGUUAAGAAUCAUGCUGGAGUGUUUGUAUUGAAUUAACAAAAAUAUUUUGAUUCACGAUAAGUCUUACUUUCAGAUGAUUCCAAAUCCCUAUUUUCUGUAAAUAGAUUCACCUUGAACAUUAGAAUGUUUAGAAUAAAGGAAAAAAAUUAAAAAAAUAAUUAAAAACUCACAGCCUGA
Molecule: messenger RNA, 1632 nt
Organism: Paramecium octaurelia
Lineage: Eukaryota; Ciliophora; Oligohymenophorea; Peniculida; Parameciidae
Source: the annotation of a GenBank genome assembly